Messenger RNA from Acanthosepion pharaonis, 5079 nucleotides. Lineage: Eukaryota; Metazoa; Mollusca; Cephalopoda; Sepiida; Sepiidae. The record is from the annotation of a GenBank genome assembly.
AUGGCCGUUGCCGCCAUUAUUUCUCUUUCUGUCUUUUCCUCUAUCGUUUGCUAUCUUCUUAAAUAUCUUUAUGAGGCAAGGGUAUUUGCGAACAGUCCGGCUGAAGGAUACCUCCAGCGAGGAGAUAUUAUACUUAAUGUAAACAACUGUGACGCUGCAGAACUUUCUCACAAAAAGGCCCAGGAUUUAUUUAAUAGUGCUGGAGGUCAGAUACUACUUUCAAUAAAAAGGGGUCAGUAUUUAAAAAAGGAACCGCCCAAACCAAAGGACACAAAGCCUAAACCCUCUGUCAGUGCCUCACCAGGCCAGAAGAUGGCUCCCACCCUCAAAUCCAACCGUAAAGUUGGGUCAAAAAGUUCGUCCUCGGCAAAAUCCAAGGACAUUGCUUAUGGCGGAGGUGGACUUGAUUUCGGACUCGAUUACAGCAAAGUGAAAGUAGACGCCAACUAUGUGCCUGGCCCAAUUUUCAAUGAAGAGGAGGCCGAGCAAGAAGACAUGGAUCAGGCUUACCGCACGGUUCCCUUGGAAUUAACUGGCCCAGGAGGAGUAUCCGGUCCUAAAUUGGGAGGCAGUAGUAUCGAUUUGGGUGUCAACUACAAUAAGCUGGCAGGUCGUCCUGUAGAAACAAUCAUGCAGCGACAAUCCAGUAAACCAUGGGAAGAUCAGGAAAUGCUUUACAAGGUACACGACACCUUGUCGCAUAUUUCAUACCCUUAUGCCCCACCAGGAGCCUCAACAACACCAGCUGCCCCGGGCGGAGCAUCUAAAAUUAGUUGCAUGAAUAUGUAUUCAUCCGCUCCCCAAUCUGCUGUGGCUCCACCGCCAUACAUACCUGGACCUCCCACCGAGCCUGAGACGAACUACGUCGAUCCUUUUCCAUCUUACAAGCCAGCGCCAGUGGCAGCCGAAGACGAAGAAGAUUACGAGUUCGUGCCGGUCAGGCAGAGAAGAAACCAAUUCAAUAAAAAUGACUUUAUUCCACAGGAAAGAAAGCCUAUUAAACCACAAAGGCCACCACCAGUAUUCGCUCCUGCUCCCCCUGCACCAGCUCCGAAGCCGAGAUCAACACCUGUAACUCCCACACCUGCUCCGACAUCUUAUUCUGCGCCAGUACCAUUUAUGCCAGCCGAUGGUGAAGUAGUUAAACCGGAUGUUCCUGCCUGGGCAGGAACUCUGACCAACGUUGGUGGGCCCAAACUAUGGGACACUGGUAUGAAACCAAGUUCUAAAAGUAAGUCCGCCAGAUCAGUGUCCCCAACGAAGAAAGCAGCAGCAACCGGAGAUUUUAAGCCGACCCAAACCCAAGUGCUGGAUUUCACCGGCGAAACUGAUGACGGCACUCGUAUUAUGCAUUUGCAGUACAACUCACCACUGGAUAUGUACUCGAAGGAGAAUGUGGCAGAAACACUUCAAGGCCAAACCCAGGCUGCUUUGGGGGGAGGAAACACGGUCAAGUGGUUGAGCCAUAUACAACAGAUCGUCACUGAAGACUCGCAACCAGCCACGAGUUUUCCUCCAGUUGAAGGCACGCAUUUUCGAAGAAAUGCAAGCGUUAAUCAACAGCUUCAGCAAGUACCUGUAGCGAAACCAUCAGCUGCUCAGUCGGAACCUCAGUAUCGGCCUGUAUCAUCGAAAGCCACCGGGGCAACAACCAGUAAACUCCCUUUUACUCCUGUUUCGUUUAGGCCUAAAGAAAUCCCCAUACCGAAACCGUUACAAGUUCCACCACCACCAGUAGAUAUACCAAUCCUAUCUCAACAACCCACCAAACCUAUCCCUGUCCAGCUACCAACAUCUUUUCCUACCCAAUUUAAAAUUCAAUCUGAACAGAAACCUCUGCCUUCAGGUUUUGUACCGAAAGAAUGGGCUCCUGUAAAAUCUCCUAAAUUUAAUUUCUUGAAGAAGUCAGCAACCUCGCCUACUAUACCGAAUCCACCAAAUCAUGGACCUGUCUCAAAACCAGAACCUGAGCCAGUUUAUCGUUCUUGGGGUGCGGUGACAGCUGUGCCUCCACCCACCUUAAAGUUAGCGAAAGAAUCUGAAACAGAACCAAAACAGGCUAAAACACCUGAUGCAGACCGUGAUCGAGUUUAUCAAGAACUUACCGCAGCAUUACAAUGUUCCAAAACCUUUCCACGAGGCACUUAUGCUGCCAAAGAAAAAAUGUCAAACAGUGGGUCAUUUUUUCCUUCCAGAAAUAUACGUAUGAGCCCGCAAGUCCCUCCAACUGCUGCAGUUAUAUCCCAUGUGACCCCACCGUCAUCAACACCCACAUUUGCUCAUGUCAGUCCUCCAGGCCCUCCACCUGCCCAGUCUUUCUCCCAUAUGAUCCCAUCAGCAUCAACUGCAGGAUUUGCCCACGUUAGCCCUCCAUUCCCUUCAAAUUCUCUGCCAAUCUCCCAUGUAAGUUCACCUAUGCAAACUCCCACUUUUGCCCAUGUCAGUCAGUCAUCUGCUCUACCUUCUGCCCAUGUCAGCCCACCAACGCAAUCUCCAAAGUUUGGUCAUGUAAGCCCACCAGUUCCUGUUUAUCCGAGUGCAACAUCUUACAAAGUAGCAAUGGUUCCAGUAGUUAACAAACAAGCGAUUACUGAGACAUUUUGCGAUCAGUCACAUAUGAAAACAGAAAGUGUCUCUGUAUUUGAACAGGAAGCAGAUCUAGAAGAAGAAUAUGUUUCUGCAUCAGAACCAGAAGCAGAAUAUGAUUCUGCACCCGAACCGAAGGCCGAAUAUGAUUCUGAGCCGAAGGCGGAACCCGUUUCUGUGCCGGAACCGAAGCCUGAACUCGUUUCUGCGCCGGAACCGAAGGCGGAACCCGUUUCUGCGCCGGAACCGAAGGCAGAACACGUUUCUGCGCCGGAACCGAAAGCGGAACCCAUUUCUGAGCCGGAACCGAAGGCGGAACCCAUUUCUCCACCGGAACUGAAGGCAGAACCCGUUUCUGUGCGAAAAUUGGAAGCAGAACCUACAUCUGAGUCAGAGCCGGUGGCAAAAUCAGUUUCAGAGCCAGAAGCAGAAGCCGCUUCUCAACCUGAGCCGGUGGCAGAAGCUGCUUCUCAGUCAGAGCCGGUGGCAGAAGUUGCUUCUCAGCCAGAGCUGGUGGCAGAACCCGCUUCUGAAUCAGGGCCGGUGGCAGAACCCGCUUUUCAGCCAGAGCCGGUGGCAGAACCUGCUUCUGAAUCAAGGCCGGUGGCAGAAUCAGCUUCUGAAUCAGGACCGGUGGCAGAAUCAGCUUCUGAACCAGGGCCAGUGGCAGAACCCGCUUCUCAGCCAGAGCCAGUGGCAGAGACGGCUUCUGAGCCAGGGCCGGUGGCAGAACAUGUUUCUGAACCAGGGCCGGUGGCAGAAACGGCUUCUAAGCCAGGGCCGGUGGUAGAACCAGGGCCGGUGACAGAACCCGCUUCUGAACCUGGGCCGGUAGCAGAACCCGCUUCUGAACCAGGGCCGGUGGCAGAACCCGCUUCUGAACCACCGACGGUGGAAGAACCCGCUUCUGAGCCGGAGUCGACGUUAGAGCCCGCUUCUGAGUCAGAGCCGACCGCAGAAACGGCUUCUGCGUCCGAGCCGACUGCAGGAACGGCUUCUGCUCCAGAAUCCGAACCGGAACCAGAAGUAAAACAAGUUCAGGUAAAAGAAUCGGUUUCCGCACCAGAAACCGAAGUAAAACCAGUUCCUGUACCUAUACCAGAAUCAGAAACUAUUUCCAAACCCGAGCUAGAAACAAAACCUAUUACCGUUCCAGAAUCGGACGCAAAACCUGUUUCUGAACAGCAACCGGAACACAUUUCUGUAGUUCCACACCAAAAACAUGGAACAGAAGCUGAGCCCAAUUCUCUGACAAAGCUAGAAGCAGAACCUGUUUCCGCUUUUGAAGCAGAAUCAGAAAAUAUUUCAGCGUCUGAAGUAGUAGAGACUAUUUCUAUGUCCGUACCAGAAGCAGAGCCCAUUCUUGUUCAGGAAUCAGAAAUUAUUUCUUUACCACACCCUGUUUCUGUGUCCGAAGAGAAAUCAGAAGCCUAUCCAGUUUCCCAGCCCGAGUCCCAACCUGAAUCUAUUAGUGAAUCUGUUAGUGUAACAGAACUUGAACCUAUAUCAAUACCUGAGCCAGAACCAGAAGUCAGUUUUGAAUUCCAGAUCGAAGAUGAUAACACACUCGAACUUGAGGCUUCAGAAUUACAUACAUCACAGGAUUUUGCUGCAUCUGUUGCCGAUAAAGAAACAGUAUCUUCUACGGUGGUGGAAACCCCUCCGGUGGUCACGCCCUCUGACCGAAGGAGGCGAAGGCGCCAAAUCGCGGCUUUUUUGACGGGUCCUGCAGAUGAAUCUGUGAAGACAUCUGCAGAAUCAGUUGAGCCCGCACUGAAGCAGGCCCCUGAAGUUCCAUCCACGACACCACCAAAAACGUUGCCUAAACCGGUCACCGAGCCGAAAUCAAAGCCGGUGAGUGAUUCAGCACCCGAGCCGGUACCCAAGUCGGGCCCUGUGUUGAUAGCCAAGGCAAAUAUUGAAGAUCCCGCCAAACAAGUAAUAAUUUCGAAACCACCUGCUGCUCAAGAACCGAAAGUCGAUGCUUCUAAGCAGCAAUACUUGAAAGCUGCUCUGUCUCCAAAGCCUUCUGAGGUUUCUGUGGCACCACCUAAGCGUUCGGAAUGUGUUCCGAAAACAAACGAAAAGCCAGUUUCCAGAUCACCUCUUUCUCAAGCACGCACUGCCCAAAUGAAGGAAAGGACUAGAGAGGGCAAAGAGAGCAAGGAUAGCAGCCUGCCACGUUGGCUCAUUCCUCUCAUUCUGUUCAUCCUACUAGGCGCUGCCGUAGCUGCCUUAUUUCUGUACCGUGAAAAGUACCCAGCUGUGAUAACAGUGCGUGGAAGAGAGAUCGAAUCUUCACCCAAAACUGAGGAACUAUCACUUCCAGAUGUUGCUGAAGCUGCCAGUCAAAUGAUGGAUUCAAUCGCAAGCGCUGAAGAUCUCGUCCCCGAUGUGUCUGAAAAUGUAGAAACUAUUUUGGACCAAGGAGAUUAUGUUUGUACAGAUGAGAUAGUUACUCCAGAACCAGGAGCUGAGAUUGAAGACUGCUAA